Molecule: messenger RNA, 3623 nt
Organism: Branchiostoma belcheri (Belcher's lancelet)
Lineage: Eukaryota; Metazoa; Chordata; Leptocardii; Amphioxiformes; Branchiostomatidae
Product: ankycorbin-like
Exons: 7
Coding region: 239-3112 (957 amino acids)
Molecular function (GO): protein binding
Source: RefSeq, a predicted model, not a curated record
CUCCGGGAGGCGCAGCGUCAUCAUCGCGGAAGUAGCGUCCGAACUUCGCAGUUGUUUUUGUGCACUUUCUUUCCCUUUUGAGCCGUAAAUUCUCGGAAAAUGUAGGUUGUUUCUUGCGCAAACAACCACUAGGUGGUAGAUCUAGCAGUUAUCUACCAUAGACAGGAAAACGAUGAGGGAGAGACGUUCGGAAAGCCCUUUUUUUACUUGACUUUUUAGACUGUGAAGAACCGUCUCCAUGGAGUUGGCAGACGCUGACUUCUCAGACACAGCGCUCCACGAGGCGGUCCGGUACGGAGACGUUCCUGGCGUGAAGGAGGCGCUGAAGGACGGACUGGACCCGAACCAGAUCGGGCUGUACCAGUGGAGCCCACUGCACGAGGCUGCAUCUCUCGGGGACGGGGAGGUCUUAAAACUCCUGCUCAAGUUUGGAGGCGACCCUAACACAGCAGACUGUCUCCACGGCUGCACAGCUCUGCACUACGCUGCCAAGGAGGAUCAUCCUGACUGUCUUAAGGCCCUACUGACAGCUGGAGGAGACACUGAUCUGAAAAACCACCAUGGUGAGACGUGUGUGGAUGUGGCAGAGGGAGAGUGUCGCAAGAUGCUGGAGGAGCACAAGGACAAGCUACGUGUUAAAGGUCUCCUGGCCAUGUCCACCAGUCAGGCCCGACAGGCGGUCAUCCAGCAGCAGCAGGAGGAACUGGUCAAUUCCAGGAACAGGGAUUCCAGUAACCAUGGCGAUGGUAGAACAGGUGGUUCUGGAGAUACCGGUAGCCAUGGCAACAGUAGAACAGGUGGUUCUGAGACAGCUGACACAGCCUGGGGGGACAAACCUGUCGGUCUGGAGGAGGAAGCAGUUGGUGGCUCCUUGCUUCUGUCUUUUGAGUACAACUCCAGGAAAGCUGUGCUGAAGGUGCGGGUUUGGGAGCUGCAGGACCUACUUCUACCACCAGCGGACACGUCCAUGAUAGCAUCCCUCCAUGUCAAGAGCUUCCUAAUCCCUGACAAGAAGGGUCAAACCAAGAGGAAGACUGAAGAUGUCAAAGUUGACCUUGAGGAGCAUCAACCCAAGGUCAAGUACGAGAUCCAGGGCAAGGGGGAGGGCACCAAGGUCACCUUCGUUCCUACAAAAUUCUCCUUCAAGAAAGGACUGGAGUACGAGGAUGUUGACAAAGAGAUGGUGGAUACACGGACUGUGAGGUUGGAAGUUUGUAUAAAACAGCGGUUCACGGGGAAGAGUUACUUGGUGGCCAGUCUGGAGAUCCCGCUCAAGGUCGCCGUCAAGAAACUCCUGAAGGAGAAGUUUCCGCUCAGGGUGCACAUCAAUCCCAGCAUGCCUCACAGCCUGCAGGCCUACACGCUACAGGACCUCGUUGUCAGUAAUCCGAGCGUCGUGACUGUCAGUAACCCUGACCUCAGGUCGGCCUCGCUGACAAGGUUACGCUCUAACAACCCUGCUCCAAGGGCACACAGCGACGGCGACCUCAAACAGGUCAGCAGUCAAAGGUCAGGGAAUGUGCCGUCCAUCGUGAUCAACAUUCCGCAGGAGGACACGGACACGUCGGACGCUCUGCGGCAGAUCAGAGUCAUGGACCACGCGGAUCGGGUUUCACACAUCAGCAGGAGCGAGUCUGACCUUCAGUUCACCGCCAACAUUCCAACAGAACAGGACUUGUUGAGGCAAGUCUUGAUUGGUAGAACAGAAAUGGCGAAAAGCUCGCCGAACAUUUCCUUAAACAUGGCUGAGCCUGGGGAAGUGCCAGAUGGAGUAGAUGUAAAAAUGCCAGGUUCGGUUCCAGACAGUAAAGUUGACAUUCCAAAACCAAGCUCCAAGGGCAAACACGUAACAUCUAAAGAAAGAAGAGAGGAGAGAAAAAAGUUGUCAAGAAGGAAAAGUGAAGAGGGGGCGGUCAUUUGCGUGGAACCUCCAGUUUCUUCUACAAUUGUAGAGAUGGAAGAGAUACCCGAGGAAAAGGGCUCACCUAGGCACAGAAGUAGGCCGACGUCACCAAGACUGAAAGAAGAAACUGACAGCAGUAGAAGACACCGAGAGGAUAAAAAAUCCACAACCAGUCCACUUCCAGACAUUAUGAACAAGGAAGUGGACUCAAAAAUAGAGAAGAGGGUUUCCAAAACUAGAGAAGGAAGGGAAGACGACCAAGAUGUUGACAGAAAGUCAAAGAAGAAAGUGCCAUUCUUAAAGAAGAAGGCGAAAGAGAAAAGACUGGAUGGGAUGGUUCUGGAGAACAGGCAGGCAGAUUCUCAGGAAGCUGGAGAGUCGGAGAUACAGGAAACAUCUUUUGUCUCACGGCGUGACAAAAGUCCACGACCUGGCCAUGCUGUUCGUCAAGAUGAUGGAGAGAAGAAAAGAACAACAAAGAUGGAUGAGAGGAGGAGAAGAGAACAGUUAGAAAGAGUCCGUCCAAAGUCUCCUUUUGAGAAGGCCGGUGAACUUCUUCCCACCAUCAACACCAAGUCCAGGAGAAACAGGAGGGAAGCAGAGAGGUACAUCAUGAGUGAUGAAGAGGACGACCUUUCACCUCCUGACCCCUCUGCAGUACAGGUCAAAGGUUGGAUGGGAGCAGACAUCAAGACUGUCCAGCCAAAGGUUAAGAAGGGUCACAGGUCAAGGUCGAAAUCGAAGGAGCGGGUCUUAGAAGGGCAUGGGAAUGAGGUCGUAACAGAAACACCAAAAGGUGCCCUGAGACAAAACCUUGUUGACCAGUACCGCUCGCAAAUGAAGCACCUGGCAACACCUGAGUACAGGCUACAGCUGUUUCAGAGAACAGGUAACCAGCCGCAUCCGGCCACACCUGGCAUCCUCCAGCUGCCAGAGACAGACCUGAGCAUGUCCACCAUGGAGCAGAUGGACCCCUUCUUUGUCCCUGAAAGUCCCACCCAAUCACCUCUCACCUUACAGACAUCACACCGAGUGGACCAGUCAGGUGCCUUGUUGCAUUCGAAAAGAGGAAGGGACCAAUCACCAUCCAAGUUGAGGUCGUCAAGGAAACCAGAUAAGUCGGGAACAGAGUUGAAAUACUUCCCUGGAGGUCAAAGGGGGAAGAAAAAAGAGUUGAAAGACAUUGACUUGGAAACAAGCGAGGUCUAGAAUGACUGAAAAAUAUACAUUGUUGCACAAAUGUGGAUAUCUUGCCAUUUUACAUGAAUAUUAUAGCUUUUCUAUUAAAUGUGUUGUAAACAUUGUGAUUUAUGAUGUGAGAUUAAAACCAAAAAGCUACAUAUAUUUUAUACUAAUAUGUAUUUCUACAAUUGAGGAACCCAACAAAAAAAAUUUAAAAGAAAUGUAAAAUGUAGUUACACAUUGUGUUAUGAUUUUAUGUAUGUUUUUUAAUGUCUAGAUGCAUCAUUUCAGAUGCAAUAAAAUUCCUUAGAACAAAGCAGUCAAGUUGGCUUGAGACAGACCACAUCAGUACCUCAAAAGUGCUAUAUUUGUGGAGCUUUUGAAUUUUAGCUGUAUUAUUUUGUCAAUUCCAUCACUUUUGUGAGGCCUAAAUUGUGGAAUGGACACCUCAGAGGCAAUUGUUCUGUAAAUUUCUGUACAGUUACUGUUUUUUCCUCUAUAUUUUCAUUUUUUUUAAGUUUUGUAUUAAAAGCCGUUA